AUGAACAGCCGAAAACACCUGCUCUCGGAGGACCCGGAGCCACCGAUAUCAGUCAAGAAGAUCAGAUUGGAGACUCUACUACAGAAUUUAACAUUGGAACCCACAAGACCCAUAGCUAAGCCAGCCAAGUUCAGUAUAAAUACGAUGUUCAAUUCAGAGCAAGAUUCUCCGAGACAAUCGAGAAUUGACUCUUAUAUCUCUGAGAAGAUCAUGCAAGAAUUCAAAGACAAGUUGUAUCAAGACAAUGCCCUAAUAAAGUGGGUUCCACCCUUUUUGGUGAUCACAGCCCAUUUCCAGAGAUGGGUCAAGCGCCUUUUCAAUAUGUUUGUUAAGCGUUUCAACGAACAUAAUCCCCACAGAGCCCCAAUACGACGGUUUCCAACAUACCUGAAGAUCAUUCAGUUGGUACGAGAUCCAAACGUUGCAUUUACACUUGAUGAUUUGGCCAAUAUACUAAAGGAGUAUAAUUUGAUUGAGAGCAGGAAAUUGGCGUUGAAGAAAGAUAAACGGGCCGAUUCCAAAAAGGUGGAGGAAAUCCACGAAGAGGAGAGGAUAGCAAGAGAGACAAAAUAUGCAUAUUGGGAUCGGUUCAGCAAUCUCCGAGAGGACGUGGUUAUGGAAGAGGGAAUAUAUGGUCUGGAUAUGGAGAUGGACUCGGAUUCGCCGGUGCGGGCAGAGUUCGUGGAGGCUAACUAUGGUAACUACUACUAA
Messenger RNA from Sungouiella intermedia, 711 nucleotides. The record is from the annotation of a GenBank genome assembly. NCBI's taxonomy places the organism in Eukaryota, Fungi, Ascomycota, Pichiomycetes, Serinales, Metschnikowiaceae.